GUGAGGAGUUGGUGUUGGGGGACCCGACCAUGUAUACGAUGUUGCAUCGGGCGGAGGUGGAAUGGCCCUGUUUGUCGUUUGAUACGGUGCAGGAUAGUCUAGGCGCAUCGCGGAAGAAGUACCCGAUGACGUGUUAUGUUGUUGCGGGUACGCAGGCGGACACUGCGAAGAACAAUAAGAUUGUUGUGAUGAAGUGGAGUCAUAUGUAUAAGACUAAUAAGGAUGGUGAUGAGGAGGAGGAGAUGGAUGAUGAUUCUGAUGAUGAGGAUGAUGACCAGACUGAUGUGGACGCUAAAAUGGACUUUAGAAUGAUCAAGCAUGAGAGGGGUAGGAAUGUGGAGGGGAGUGA
Molecule: messenger RNA, 349 nt
Organism: Perkinsus marinus ATCC 50983
Lineage: Eukaryota; Perkinsozoa; Perkinsida; Perkinsidae
Product: glutamate rich WD-repeat protein, putative
Exons: 2
Molecular function (GO): protein binding
Source: RefSeq, a predicted model, not a curated record